UGUCGGAAGAAACGACAGUCGCCACUCGACGUCUGCAUCGAACGGAAGGUAGCUGCUCUGUGCGCGAGCCCGUGUAUCCGUUCUUCGAUCCAGAAUAGAAACUGGUUUCAACGUGGAUCAUGAUCCCGAUGAAACCGAUCGCGACGGAUAAACAGCCAUUGAACUGUCGUAGUUCGUACAUUCUAUCACGGAUUCGUGAACGUUGAAAGGAACGCGAAAAAAGGACACUUUCUAUUUUUUACGCGAAUCAUCGUGAACGUAAUAAACGGUGACAAGUAAAAACGAUAUAACAAUCGAGAAACAUUCUUCGAAGUGGCAUCGAUCGUCGGUAAAGGAUCGGUGAUUGAUUUUGGAAUAAAGAACUGGUGAUUGUGGCGGGAACGAGAAGAGGGAUUCGAACGUGGCACGAAUGCCAACCGAAAAAAAGAAGAGCCCGUGAAAGUGUCGGUGCGCGGGACAGAAUCGAGAGGACACGUUUACCAGGGCCGACGAUCGAAUACGAUCUAUCGGUGGAACAGGUGCGAGCCACGUUUCCGUAGCUUGAGAAUCAGGUAGCCCUCGGCUGAAGUUAACCACGAAGAAAGGAGACCGUGUGAAACGAGACGCCUCGACACGAGCAAGGAUGUGACCAGAGAAUAGACAGGGUAACAGGAUUUUUCUCGUGCUAGUGACAAAAGUUCUCUGAAUCGGCCGACUUUUACCUCUAUAAGAAACGCCUCGUGCAUGUGACAGUGAAUUCUUUUUUCUUUCUAUCUCCUUCCACGUGUGUUUCUUCGUUUUCGUACCUGACCAGUACGCAGCUGAUCGUUCUAGUGUUGUAUGAAUCGUAAGAAAAACUGACGCGUAACGGCCGUGUUUGUUGACAUCGGGGAAAAGUGAUUCGCCAGUUUGUAAAUAGACCAGAGAGGGCGCGAACCACGCGAGAAACCAGGAACGAGGAAAAGAUCACGCUCAAUAGACGUUUCAUCAGAUAACGUCGAAAAAGCUGGUUCGAGACAGGAAUUCGAAUGACGAAUCCGAUGUGCCGAGUUUCGAGGGGAAGGUGACGAGCAGGUUUCAGACGAGAAUCUUCAAGAUAGCUCGAACGAAUCCCGCAAGAAACCUGAAAUAAAGCAAACAUGCUUAUGAUAAGCCAGAGACGAAGGCAUCCCCGUUGGAGGAUGCUACUCACCGUCGUUAUUUUAUCCGACCUCGUUAGGCAUUGCGAACCGAUCUCGACGAAACGGUUAACGGACACUUCCGGUUCAUCAUCCUCCUCCUCGUCGUUGUCGUCGCCGACGUUAUCGAGAAGCAGUUCCUCCGAAACGAGAUCUCAGAAUCUUGGCUCACCUAGCGAUCUAGCUUGGCAAGCAUGGCUGCUAUUGGACUCGCAAAACGGAGGACAAUCCAGUUUAGAUUCCGCCACCUUUCUACGACGAAUAACACCGAAAAGUGUUUUCAUCGCGCCUGAACUUCCAGCGUUACCACCUUGCCCGGACGGCUACCACGCGGACACGAUGGGCAGAUGCGUGAAGAGCGUGAACAUAGACCAUCAAGCUCAUCUUGGCUUUCUUCUACAACGAUUGAACACCCGAUACAGCAACCGAGGGGGAAGUUCCGAGUUCCCUUCGCCUAAUAACAAUCCAAAGAAAUCCAGCGGACCGUUGCAAUUAAACAUUCCUCUGUUCUCGCUGGUGGACACCGAGCCGGCUCAGUCGAAUCCUGAGGAAACCAGAGGCUCCUUCAGAUUCCCGAUAGUUGUACCCCCCGAAGAGGAGAUCAAUUCCAACGAAGAGGAAGAACGAUCGAUGGAGAUCGGUACCACUUACGAGACGACGACACCGACGACAACGACCACUCCUGGAACCAGCACGACGUCCGAUCUGACGACCACAUCGGACGCGACCACUUCCGACACCACCAUUUCCGAUACAACCUCUGACGCGACGCCAUCCCAGUCGACGACGUACAGCGACGAUACGAGCACCUACGAUACAACGAUCUACGAAAGCAGCACCUACGAAACUACCGCCUACGAUACGACGUCUUACGAGAACAGCACGGAAAUGGAGAAGGAUGAGACCUCUCCCGAUAGCUUAAACACCACGACCAUUCAAAACGACGUUUAAUCGUGCUACCUUGAUCUUCAUGGGUUCUUUUCAGAAUUUCGAAUUAGCCCUAGUGCCAAUUCGUCUAACGGAGACUCGACGGUUCAAGAGACUCUGAAGUGUCUAACGAGCUGAGCUUGCUUGGUGACCAGAUAAACGUUGACUUUCAUGGUGAAAGUUCUUCAAAGAGAAAUGACCGUUUACGGUAAAAUGUUGAAAAAUUAGGAUUCUGAAAUGAUAUACUGAAUCAUAGAACGAUGGUAGAUGAGGAAAGGGGUAAGACAGUAGAAGAGUGAUCUAGAAAAUACCAAAGUCUUUUACUGUUAGACUUAGAACAGCCUCGGCUUAAUCACCUUGUCCGGCUUAACUUUUGAAAAAGUUUCUUUUACAACUGUCGCUUUAACGAUAUCAUUUACCAGCGCCGUCCGCAUUUGUAAGUCUAUAAUCGAGAAACGUUUGAUUAAUCACACGGCCCACCUUGAACGGAGCGCGUUCAACGUCUGAACUCUUUCGCACGGUGAUACUUGUAUCGUGAUAGACGUACAGAAGGAUACUCGUGUGAUACGGUAUUCAUCUAAUUUUGUAGCUGUGUGUCAGGAAUAUCUCUCGUCUUGGUUAUACGUUUUUGAAGAAAGGCUUUUAUUUCAAAAAUGAAUGAGUUUAAAGUGUUGCCUGUUUGGAAUUUAUAUAAAAGAAUGUUAGAUAAAAAAAAUGGAAUUUCAAGUUAUCUAUCCGCUAUCUUAUACUAUUAGGAUAAUAACACUAAUGGUGAUAGUUAAUUUUCUAAUUACAAAUUUCAAGCUUUCUAUUUGCCACCUUGCAUCAUUAGAAUACUAUUACUAAUAGUAAUAAUUAAUAUUCAAAUUAUAAAUUUCAAAUUUUCUAUUUGUCAUCCUACGUUAUUAGUAUCAUCAUACCAAUUACCAUACUAGUAAUGUAAGGUAGCAAAUAAAAAGUUUGAAAUUUGAAAUUGGAAAAUUAACUAUUUCAUUGUAAACAAAAUAUCUAUGGUACAUGUGUCGCUAUGCGAAAGAGGCUGUUACUGGUACGGGUGUACAUAUACAAUUUGUACAAACACUUAUGAUGUAGUAAUCGUAUAAUAAUGAUUGUGCUAUAUGAUGUAUACUUAAUUCUAAUUUAUGUAUGAGCAUAAUAACAUACAUAAUUGUACAGUAAGGCAUUGUCCUUAAUCACAUAUUACACGUAGUCGAUUAAACUAUAAGCGGCACUGGUCUCUCUGGAAUUCUGCUCUCCAAGAAGCUGAUCCAGAGAUCUUAUCGAUUAUCAAUUCGACGUAUCAAUUCUUAAGGCCUAGAUUCUUUUUUUUUUUCAAUAUAUCGGAAUAUUCAACGAGUAACCAUACAAUUAAAUGCGUAAACAAGCAACCGUGUGUCCGUGUUUAAUAUAGAGAAUAAUAAAUUGCUCGAUGAGAUUAAUUGUAUAAAUUGCUUAGCACAAUACUGUGAUACCGGAGGAAAGCAGGAGACGUGUAAGUAAGUUGCGAAUACAUUGUAGCAAGCGUGUUACGUUAAUUACGAUUAAGUUCUGCCGAAUUGAAUUUCACAUCGCGAGAUAUUAUUAGAGAAUUAUAAUAGGUCGUGUUAUGUAAAAUGUCAAAUUUUUCUAAAGAGGAAUGAAAAUUGUUUCUCAAAUUCUUACGAAUAUUUUAUUCGUCGAAAUAGGUACCAAAUUGUCUUUUGCAUUGGUGCAUUUAGGAUAUCUUUUGGGGUCCCAUAGAAAUUUUGUAAUUUUGAACAUCUGGAAUUUCAGAACCUUAAAAUUUAAAAAUUAUAAUUUUUUAAGACAUAAGCGAAAAGAAAUAAUUUUUUGCA
Molecule: messenger RNA, 3919 nt
Organism: Osmia bicornis bicornis
Lineage: Eukaryota; Metazoa; Arthropoda; Insecta; Hymenoptera; Megachilidae
Product: mucin-12-like
Exons: 2
Coding region: 1119-2108 (329 amino acids)
Source: RefSeq, a predicted model, not a curated record